Messenger RNA from Periophthalmus magnuspinnatus, 4681 nucleotides. RefSeq names its product leukocyte receptor tyrosine kinase (gene ltk). NCBI's taxonomy places the organism in Eukaryota, Metazoa, Chordata, Actinopteri, Gobiiformes, Gobiidae. The transcript is spliced from 29 exons. The record is from RefSeq and is a predicted model, not a curated record. The coding region runs from base 88 to 4437 and encodes 1449 amino acids. Gene Ontology annotation, molecular function: transmembrane receptor protein tyrosine kinase activity; ATP binding; protein binding. Gene Ontology annotation, biological process: cell surface receptor protein tyrosine kinase signaling pathway; protein phosphorylation; regulation of neuron differentiation. Gene Ontology annotation, cellular component: membrane; signaling receptor complex.
CAGCGACCGCUUCUCUCGGAGCCCAGCACCGGACCCCUUUCAUCCAUGUGGAUGUACCGCGGGUAAAAGCGCACGGACCACGGAGCCAUGGAACAUUUUAAACUCCGUACUGCUCUUCUCUCGGCUCUCAUCGUGAUGGUGAGCAACUCGAGCCAUGCCCUGGACCAUCUCCUGGAAAAGAACUUCUCUGAUGCUCCAGACCUCCACUUCUUCUCCUCCUGUGAUUUUGAAUCUGUAUGCCAGUGGACGUUCUCCAACUACAGUGAGCAGGGCGACUGGUUUGUGGUUCCUGCCGGAGAGGUGGAGCAGAGUGGACCGUCCAGGCCCCGCACUGACCACUCCAUGGGCACGGCUAAGGGACAUUUCCUUGAACUGAGAGCCUCUCCAGACCACUGCGAGUACCACCUGACCAGUCCAGUCCUUCCCUUCAGCUCGGAGCUCUGCAGCAUGCACAUAGCCCUGUUGGACCAGGCCCCCGAGGCAGGAAACCUCAGCCUUCUGAUCACACCCAUGCACUCAAACCCCCAUCCUUUGCCCAUCCACCUAGUCAGCAGCAGGGGGCAGUGGGAGGAGCUGAAGGCUGUGAUUGGCUGGAUGGAUCAGCCCUUCCAGGUGACUCUGUCAUACACGUCCUGCCAGGCUGAGGGCAGCACUGUGGCUCUGGACUCUCUGGAGCUCCGAAACUGUGAAGAGCAGUCGCUGUCAGAGCUGAACGCUGCCUGUGGGGAGUCCUUCCAUUGUGACGCCACUGGGAACUGUGUGGAGUUGAAUCGUGUUUGUGACUUCCACACUGACUGUCCAUUUGGAGAGGAUGAAGGCCUCAUCUGCGAAGCUCUCCCUCCAGGCUCUUACUGUUCGUUUGAGCAGGACGACUGUGGCUGGUCUGUGUCCCUGCAGCGCUCUCAUUGGAGGAGACUGUCAGCUGAUGAUCUGGAGCCUCAGGGAGAGGCUCUGCUCUCCACACCUGGGCACUUCCUGUUUUUACAGGUCACAGAGAGCAGUGCUGUCAGUGAAGCGUCCAUCCUCAGCCCAUGGUUCCCUGCUCCCGUUUCCUCCAGUGACUGCCAGAUGUACUUUUCUCUGUACUUCUUUGGGGACUUCAGUGGAACUCUGGUGGUCGCUGUUGAAGAGAGUGAGACGGCUAACAGCACUCUGGUGUGGAAGAGGAAUGGCCCAUGGGAAGAUGACUGGAACCAUGUUGCUCUGCAUCUGACUGGGAUUGAGCACAGGUUUCAGAUGAGGGUGACUGCUAUGUGGGCUGCUGGCUCCAAGGCUGAUAUUGCCCUAGACCUAAUCUCUCUGGGAGCAGCCUGCUUCUACACAGAUGUGAACAAGCUGGGACCUGUGGUGGACAUGAGGGAUCUUCUGAGCCCUCUCCCUGAGCCCUCAGCUUCAGAGGUUUCCCUGACGACAUGGUUCUUUACGUCAUGUGGGGCCAGCGGUCCACACGGCCCCAUUCAGGCUCAGUGUGAUAUCACCUACAGGAACAAGAACGUCAAUGUCACUGUGGGAAAGGAUGGUCCCCUGAAAGGAGUUCAGAUGUGGAAGGUCCCAGCCACCAACCGAUACCUGAUCUCUGCGUACGGAGCUGCAGGAGGGAAAGGAGCCAAAAGCCACAACAGGCGAAGGCACGGGGUCUUUAUUUCUGCCACGUUUGCUCUGGAGAAAGGAGAUACACUGUACAUCUUGAUUGGGCAACAGGGAGAAGACGCAUGCCCAGGGAGAAACCAACUGACUCAGAAGAUUUGUCUGGGGAAGUCUUCAGUGAUAGAAGACAACCUGAGGGAGGGGUCUAAUGAUGAGUGGGCAGGAGGUGGAGGAGGGGGCGGUGGUGCCACAUACAUCUUUAAGAUGGAGGGGGGUGAGAUGGUGCCUCUGCUGGUCGCGGCGGGGGGAGGAGGAAAUGCAUAUCUGGAGGACCCUGAGUCCGGCCUGGAUCAAACCAUUCUGGAGCAGUUUGAGAACAGCACCAGUGUCCCCAGAGGCAACGGGCGCACAGGGGCAGCAGGUGGAGGUGGGGGCUGGAGUGACAGCCUGAGUCCACACUCCCAGGCGGGACAGUCCCUUGCAGAAGGGGCUGUGGGGGGGUCCCCCUGUCCAAUGGCUCUAUCUACACUUGGCUGGGCAACAUACGGGGGCUUUGGUGGUGGAGGGGGUGCGUGCACUGCAGGAGGAGGAGGAGGUGGUUACAGAGGAGGUGAUGCUGCUAUAACUGACGAGAUCUUGGCUGACGGCCAAGAUGGAAUCUGUUUCAUUCACCCCACAGGAGAGAUCUUCUUGCAGCCGCUGGCAGGCAUGGAAAGCCAUGGAGAGUGUGAGAUCAAAGUGGAACCGUACUGUAGUCACUGUCAGAUGCAGGAGUGCAGGCUGGACGAGGACACGCAUCAGAUUAUCUGUCUGUGUCAUAAUGGAGAGGUACUGGCCAACGACAAUGUCACCUGCGUCAGUGCUGUAGCUGCUCCCCAGGGCCCCAUCCCGCAGGGCCCCGUCCCUCAGAGCCACAUGUCAGUGUCUCUGAUCCUGGCAGUGGUGGCCUCCACUGUAGCCAGUGGUGUCGCUCUCAUCUGUGCUGGAGUCAUCCUCAUGUGGUACCGCAGGAAAAAUCACCUGCAUGCUGUCAGAGGACGGCUGCAGAGUCCAGAGUACAAGCUCAGUAAAAUUCGCUCCUCCACCAUUAUGACAGACUACAACCCCAACUACUGCUUUGCCGGCAAAGCCACGUCACUCAGUGAGCUGAAGGAAGUUCCCCGGAAAAACAUCACACUCCUUAGGGCUCUUGGCCAUGGAGCAUUUGGAGAAGUGUACGAGGGACAGCUCCUGGGGAUGAGUGCUGAUAAUAGUCCCAUGCAGGUGGCUAUAAAGACCCUUCCUGAGAUCUGCUCUGAGCAAGACGAGAUGGACUUCCUGAUGGAGGCUCUGAUCAUGAGUAAGUUUAGUCAUGAGAACAUUGUUCGCUGCAUUGGAGUCAGCCUCAACAUCUUGCCACGCUUCAUCCUCCUGGAGUUGAUGACAGGUGGGGACAUGAAGAGCUUUCUGAGGCAGCACAGGCCCAGAUCAGGCCACACUUCCUCCCUCACCAUGAGGGAGCUGCUGCGCAUGGCCCGGGACAUCGCCUGUGGCUGUAGAUACCUGGAGGAGAACCAUUUCAUUCACAGAGACAUUGCUGCUCGAAACUGCCUGCUCACCUGCCCAGGGCCUGAACGAGUGGCAAAGAUAGGAGACUUUGGCAUGGCCCGGGACAUUUACAGGGCCAGUUACUACAGGAAAGGAGGCAGAGCCAUGCUACCUGUUAAAUGGAUGCCACCAGAAGCUUUUAUGGAGGGAAUUUUCACCUGUAAAACUGAUACAUGGUCGUUUGGAGUGUUGCUCUGGGAGAUUCUCUCUCUAGGAUACAUGCCUUACCCCUGUAAAACCAACCAGGAGGUUCUGGAGUUUGUUACCAGUGGAGGCCGGAUGGAUCCCCCAAAAGGGUGCCCUGGACCAGUAUAUCGGAUCAUGACCCAGUGCUGGCAGCAUUGUCCUGAACACAGGCCCAACUUUUGUACUAUUCUGGAGAGAAUCAACUACUGCACUCAGGACCCAGAUGUGAUUAACACUCCUCUCCCAGUGGAGUAUGGCCCUGCCCCAGAGGAGGACACAGUCCCACGCCCCUCUGAACAACCCUCUUCCAGUCUGACACCUUUAACGUCACUGAGUGUCCCUGUUCCUCCCGCACCCCAACAGCUUACCAAACCACAGUUUCUCCUUCAUGCCAGCCAACCCUUUCACCAUGAAGCUCCGGAGGUGACCCCCAGGGGGACCUGGCUCCACCCUGAGACUCAGAAUCAACCACACUCCAGAAAUAAUUCCUCAUCAGGAAGUCAAAGACUUAAAAACAAAACCAAGAACUUAUGGAACCCCACGUAUGGCUCCUGGGUUCUGGAGAGCAUCAGGGGUAAGAAAGCCCUGGCCCACACUCAGUCUAUGCCUCUGUCCUCUGGCAGCGGCCCUCCACAGAGCUCCACCUCUGAAUGCACUGACACAGCCUAUGAUGGAGUCAACAGCCUUCACAGUGGGACAUCCACAGUACUCUCCCAUAGACUCCCUGGGGUAGCCUCUGGCACUUUGAAGGGUGGGAUGGACCUGGCUAAGCUUCAGAGCUUCCCUUGUGGCAAUGUCAACUAUGCAUUUGACGGACAGAGCUAUGAGUCAGAGAAUCUGCCUUUGGCUAAGGCUGAAGUCCCAGUGGCAAAGGCCGGCUGUGCAUUGAGUGUGUCUUUGGGAAGUGGCUUAGGACUGGGGCUCCACAGCUCAGCCAAAGCACCCAAACUGCUCUUGAAGAGACAUGCCAGCUAUGGACACGAGGAUGUGAGGAGACAUACCAAAGCUGAUAAACCUCCCCGUGAUCGUGACUCAGGAUUCUCUCUGUCUGAAGACCUCAGCGUAACCCCAAUCUAACACAAGCCUGGGACAACACUGAGCUGUGCUCAGCUGUGCAUGGCUCAUCUCCUCACAAUGAAAUGCUGGACUUUGAUCAGAGCACUGUGUGCACCAUUGCCACAUGCUUGGUGCAUGCUGAAGCAAUCAAAGAUAUACUGUAUGUCAGAUUUUUCCUCAGAACAGCUUUAAAUACUGCUGAGCCAGUACAAGUACUCUGUAGUGUAGAAUACCUUCUUCAGCAGUGGAUCGGAGGAUUACUGUU